Molecule: messenger RNA, 729 nt
Organism: Trifolium pratense (red clover)
Lineage: Eukaryota; Viridiplantae; Streptophyta; Magnoliopsida; Fabales; Fabaceae
Product: protein CRABS CLAW
Exons: 7
Coding region: 56-580 (174 amino acids)
Biological process (GO): multicellular organism development; cell fate commitment; style development
Cellular component (GO): nucleus
Source: RefSeq, a predicted model, not a curated record
UUCUCACUCUUCUAAAACCUAUACUUACUUGCUUUUUUUCCUUCAUUCAAGAAACAUGAACCAAGAAGAGAAAGUUACCAUGGACUUGAUUCCAGCUACUGAUCAACACCUUUGUUAUGUUCGUUGCAACUUCUGUAACACUGUUCUCGCUGUUGGAAUACCAUGCAAGAGGCUGUUAGAUACUGUGACAGUGAAGUGUGGUCACUGCAGCAACCUCUCUUUUCUCACUACAAGACCACCAAAUUCCAAAACUCCAACUGUUGAUCAUACCCUAACACUCCAGGGGAUUUACAGUAGCAAAAAGGGUCAUCCAUCAUCAUCUUCAUCUUCUUCACCAACUACUUCAACUGACUCAUUGUCUCCUAGACCACCACCAUUUGUUGUCAAACCUCCUGAGAAGAAACAUCGUCUCCCUUCUGCUUACAACCGUUUCAUGAAAGAAGAGAUACAGCGCAUCAAAGCAGCCAAUCCUCAGAUCCCACAUCGAGAAGCUUUCAGUGCUGCUGCCAAAAAUUGGGCUAGGUUUGUCCCAAAUUCACCAACCAGUUCACUUUCUGCAACUAAAAGGAGCCUUGGAUGAAAGGGCUAUGGCAUGAAUGAAGAUUUGGAGUUAACUGAAGCAAGACAUCUAGUUUGUUUUAAAUAAAUUAUUAUAAAUAUUUCUAAUUUGUAAUAUUGCUGUCUUCUAAUUAGCUUCAGGAUUGAGGAUCUUAUGCUAUGUUAUAUUAU